Molecule: messenger RNA, 990 nt
Organism: Dioscorea cayenensis subsp. rotundata (Guinea yam)
Lineage: Eukaryota; Viridiplantae; Streptophyta; Magnoliopsida; Dioscoreales; Dioscoreaceae
Exons: 2
Coding region: 26-508 (160 amino acids)
Source: RefSeq, a predicted model, not a curated record
UAAGUUCUUUAUUUGGUUACUCUUUAUGGGUAGGCUCCCUACUACAGACUUUUUUUUCAGAAUGAAUCUUGGGCCUGAUAAUCCUUGUGCUCUUUGUGGGUUUCAGAGGGAAACACUUCAGCAUUUGUUUGUAUCUUGUCCUUUCAUCCAGGAAGUCUGGAGCUUGGUUAGCAGGAGGGUUAAUAAAUCUAUCUCCUUUCCUGAUAGCUUUGCUUCUGGAGCUUGGCUCACGAGUUAUAAUUACUCUCAUUUUGUGGUUUCUCUCAUUGCAACUUGUGCAUGGUUUCACUGGAAAAAUAGAUGUGAUGUUAUCUUCAGGCAACAAUUUCGGAAUGGUUACAGCAUUGUGAGCAAAGCUCUGGCUCACGUCAAAGAUUUCUUUACUUGUAACCAUAACCUUCUUGGUCGGAAGCUUAUUUGCCAUAACUUCUCUUGGGCUGAGGGUCCAUUUUUAUUUGUUUACAGUCACUUCCACCCGGACAGGGUGUUUCUCCUGUUCUGCAAAUGAUGCAUUCUCUGGAGAUCUGAUCAACUUUGAAGCAGCUAUUCAGUCCACCUGGGAUAUUCAUACUCCGAUCAAGCACAUAUUCACCAACAGCAGCUUCAUUCCACAUGCUUUAUCUGACAUGAAUCCUUCGAUUUCCUGGCGUUUCUCCGGCAAUAUAUCUAACAUCCGCUUCAUAUCGAACAUGCUGGGAAACCCUGCACUUCAUAUCACUCCUUCCCAUUGGAUGAAUCCUGCUUCCUGUCUUUCCAAUAUCAAUCCCAAUUGUCAUGUUCUUAAUCUAUUUCUAUCAGGCCGUGAGCUCCCGUUCUGGGUCAUGAAGAGCUUCCUUACUGCCGGCUUCCACUUCUCCUAAUCUAUCUUCUAUAUUUACUUUUUCUUGUUAUUUUUAGGUUCAGAUUUGUUUUCUUCAGUCUUGUUAUCAGCUUCAGCUUUGUAUUCUUCAGCCUUUAAUAUAUCAGCCUUUCGAGGUUCUUUUUAAAAAA